Molecule: messenger RNA, 3041 nt
Organism: Sebastes umbrosus (honeycomb rockfish)
Lineage: Eukaryota; Metazoa; Chordata; Actinopteri; Perciformes; Sebastidae
Product: E3 ubiquitin-protein ligase RNF186-like
Exons: 1
Coding region: 444-1109 (221 amino acids)
Biological process (GO): protein ubiquitination
Molecular function (GO): ubiquitin protein ligase activity
Source: RefSeq, a predicted model, not a curated record
CAAAAAACACACGGUGCUCUUUACUGUCGCUGCAGGCGCUAAAUUCUAAUUAUACGGUUAAAUAGGGGCAUUAAAUCCACCUCAUACACAUGACCCACACUUGUGACAAAUCAACCAGGUGACACAGACCGGAUUGGAAAAUCAAUUUGAGCAAUUUGAGGGUGUUUUUUGCGGUAAGCUGUUUUUUUUUUUAGUUUAGGUAAUAAGAUCGUGAUGAAGUCUGUCCCCAGUCUUGGGCCGGUUACGCAACAAGUCUGUGAUCGCACAACCGGAUGGAUCCACGACAGCUGACAGGACUGACUCGGGAGAUAUUUUUUUUCUCACUUUACAACGUUUUUAUUACCAUCCAGGCAUUUUUCUCAUUCGGAAAUAGUGAUGCUCUUGGUCACAUACAUUGUAUAGUGGAAUAAUAAGGCUGUUUCUGUAGCCCAAUUAGACGGAUCAUGGCGGAGGAGGCGCUCAGCACAGCAGGAGGUGACUGUGGCUCUUCAGCUCCACCUGACGACACCGACUCGUUCCUCAGCGACGAAUACGAGUGUAAAAUCUGCUACAACUACUUCGACCUGGACCUCCACCUUCCCAAAGUGCUCUCCUGCUCGCACACCUUCUGCCAGCAGUGCCUCGAAGCGCUGCACCUCCGGGAGGGUCGAGGAUGGAGAGUCGGCUGCCCGGUGUGUCGCCACCGAACCCCGGUGCCGGAGUACCGGGUUCGCAACCUGCCCGACAACAGCGAGCUGAUUGAGUCGCUGCCGCUUAAAAAGAAGCCUCUGGACUCAUCCAUAAACACAGAUUCAGGUCCAGCCGUCUCUUCCUCUUCGGCUCCCUCCGGAGAGAGCGACGACAGCAGCUGUCAGACUUGCAAACAAGUUGCGUUCAUGACCGGCUGCGUGUGCGCCAUCUUCUCCUUCCUCUCCAUGGUGGUGCUCUUGUUUCUGGGCCUCAUCUUUGUGCACAACUUCAAUCACACGACGUGGCCAGUCGGACCAGUCUGUCUGUUUGUCGCCAGUGUCCUCGCCCUGCUCUCGCUCAUUCUCACUUGGUUAAUGUGCAUGUUGAAAUACAGACCUGAAACUGAAGCCAGCCACUUCAGUUCCCUCACUUCUAUGUGAUCCUCUGUCUGGCUGCUGCAGAGAGCUUAUAUAGCCUGGUCAGUAGCAUUAAAGGGACAUCUGGUUAUUUAUUUCAGUGUGCUUAUAUAGACAUCCUUAAAGAUGUCUUUUAGUCACUGUUUGUGAACAUGGACGAAUGAAUUCAGGAUCCUGGUGUUAUAGUGGAGCAGAUAGUGGAAAAAUCAUGCAAAUAGAUAAUACAUUUUUGCUUUUUUGUCCUUAAAAAAGAACUGAUUAAUCGAUUAUCAAAAUAGUUGGCGAUUAAUUUAAUGGUUGACAACUAAUCGAUUAAUCGUCGAAGCUCUAAUCCAAACGUAUUGUAUAAUUUACUUUUACUCUACUGUAUAUACUGUAAAUAUAGUUGAAAUGGUUAAUGGACUACACACAGUAGAUAGUAGCCAGGUUUUGCUUGAGCAAUGAUGCUCAUACAAUCAUACCAAAGUAGAAAUCUGGAGUCAUAUCAGACAAAAAGCACAGAUAACAACAUUAAUGAUGUCUCUGUUCUAUUCAAGUGUCCCAGUAAGUCAUGGCAGUAUGAUAGUGAGCCCGCAUGCACAAUACCGAUGUUACACCGAAAUCUGUGACUGCAGAGAGCCAGCAACACAUUCUGGCGGCUGUUGUCAUAAAAUGUGACCCCCACUGUACCUGUCUUUUACUUUUCUUUUAGAGUUUUGUGAAUAUAUCUUUAAAUUAAAAAAUACUUGUAUGUUUUUUAACCAUUUAGUUGUGUGUGUUUUCUGUCGCUAUUUGCCUCAUUUAUGAUACAGGAACCAGUGGGGGUCACAUUUUCAUUAACAAUAGCCGUCAGAAAUGAUGACCUCAUAUGUUGCUGGCUCUCUGCGGUGACAGAUUUCGGUAUAAUAGUGGAGCGGAUAACAUAAAUUUUUCAAUCAAAUCGUGCAAAUAGUGAUACAAGCACCAAAUGUGGCAUGAUGAUUCCCGAGGGGACGCUCAGCAAAUAUGAAGGAUCUGCCACUUGAAAAUCCAAGAUGGCCAAAUUGACCUGCCAACAAUGGUUUCUCUCAUAGAAAUUCAUCUACUUGGUCGAGUAGGGGAUCAUUAGUCCAAAGUUUCCUUCCCUGAAAGACCGGAUAAGCAGAAAUAUGACAAGCUCCAUAUCCAACACCAGGUGCUAGAACUGGAACUGUGGACUCAAGCCGAGAAAAGAAAGCAAAGACUCAGUGAACGUCCAGAAAGUAAGAAAAAACUUAUUGUAGGAUGUUAAAGCUGUAAAAAAUUAGAUCAAGCAUACCAGAAAACAUAUAACUCUACAUCACUCAUUCAAAUUGACCAAUUACAUGCAUUUCCUUAAGAAAAACAUUCCGCUCCACUAUUACACCGAAAUCUGUGACUGCAGAGAGCCAGCAACAUAUGAGGUCACCAUUUCUGAAGGCUAAUGUCAGAAAAUGAGACCCCCACUGUUCCUGUAUAAUAAAUGAGGCAAAUAGUGACAGAAAACGCACAAAACUAAAUGGUUAAAAAACAUACAACUAUUUUUUAUUUAAAGAUAUAUUCACAAAACUCUAAAAGAAAGUAAAAGACAGGUACAGUGGGGUCACAUUUUCUAACGACAGCCGCAAGAAAUGGUGACCCGAUGUGUUGCUGCCGGCUCUCUGCGGUCACAGAUUUCGGUGUAACGUCGGUAUUGUGCGUGCUGGCUCACUAUCAUACUGCCAUGACUUACUGGGACACUUGAAUAGAACAGAGACAUCAUUAUUGUUAUUAUCUGUGCUUUUUGUCUGAUAUGACUCCAGAUGUCUGCUGUGAAAAAGGCCUAUAGUUUGGUAUGAUUGUAUGAGCAUUGUGGCUCAAGCAAAACCUGGCUACUAUCUACUGUAUGUAGUCCAUAAAACAUUUAAACUAUAUUUACAGUAUAUACAGUAGAGUAAAAGUAAACUAUACAAUAUGUUUGGAUUAGAGCUGCAACGAUUA